Messenger RNA from Stylonychia lemnae, 1626 nucleotides. Lineage: Eukaryota; Ciliophora; Spirotrichea; Sporadotrichida; Oxytrichidae. The record is from the annotation of a GenBank genome assembly.
AUGGAAUCAACUACUCUAACUUCAGUAGAUUCAUCUUUACUGAGAGAUCGCUAUUAUUUCGAGUAAAUUGUUGAGUAUCUCAAAGCAAAGCCUUUCAAAAACAUAGCUUUAUAGCUGCCAGAUUCAAUGCUGAAUGAUUCAGUUGAUUUGUACAUGAUGUUUAGAGAAGAACUCCCAGAGAGAUACUUCUAUGUACUUGGUGAUACGUCUUAUGGAGAGUGCUGCGUGGAUGAUGUCAAUGCAAGUCAUCUUAAUAACAAUGAUCUGAUUAUUCACUUUGGGAAGUGCUGUCUUUCCACUGCUUCGAAAUCUCAUAUCAGGCCAGAUAAAGAAAUUCUCUAUGUACUUCCUAAAUAGCAAGAUUUAGAUUUCAUGUUGGUUCUAGAUGAUCUUAAAGAAUAACUUCAGACUAUAACUACUAGCAUUCUAAUCUUCCCAGACAUUGUGAUUUUUAAAGAAGUAUCUGAUUACUUUAUGAGUAUAGAGGAUAUUUAACUUAGAGAUAAAAUAAUUAUAGGAACAAUAGAUACCAAUCUUUUCAAUAUCAUUCCAUCUUUACAAAUAAAUAAAGUAUCAGUAGAAUAAUCCACAGAAGAAAAUAAAUUUUAGUAUAAGGUAUUAGGAAGAUCUUUUGAUGAUGCAAAUAUUGACUUAAAACAAGGCUAGUCAUUUGUAUAUAUCAGCUAUCAUGAUAUUUAUUCAAUGGAACAGGAUGAUACCAGCUUAUUCAGCACAUUAAUGAUGAAUGUGGGUAGUUCUCAUCAAAUCUACAAUUACAACAUACUAUCAAAGACUUUAGAUUAGGUAUAGAAAGGCUAAGUGAACAAAGCUUUAAUGCAGAGAUACAAUAACAUUGACAAAAUCAAUGAAUCUUAGGUGCUCGGUAUAUUAAUUGGCACAGUUGCUGUUGAUAACUACAUGGAUAUUAUAAAUAGCGUGAAACUAUCUGUCAUGAAAGCUGGAAAGAAGUAUUAUGAGGUGUUGAUAGGAAAGCUAAAUGAGCCUAAGUUGAAGAAUUUCCAAUUCAUUGAUUUGUAUGUUAUAAUUGGGUGUCCAGAAACAAGUCUAGUUCCAUUUAAAAAGUUCAACAUGACAGUCGUCACACCGCAUGAAUUAUUUAUGGCAUUCGAAGAAGACGCCUUUUAAUGGGAAUCUAAAAUCAUAACUGAUUUCAACUAAAUUCUACCUUAAAUAAAGCAAUAGUAGAAAGAUUUAGACAAGAUACAGAUUGAACUUGAUAAUCAUAAGGUUGAUGAAACACAGUUGGCUUUGAGGUUUGAGUAACUAAGCUAUAAAGGCUUGGAGAUUGGAACAGAAAAGACCCCAGUAUUGCCUAUUCAAAAAGGAUUAGUCGGUAUUGCCUCAUCCUAUUAAACAGAGCCUAAGAAAUAAACAGAAAACGAAGUCGAAUAAGAGAAGUAACUAGUUGAUAUGAAAUUUAGAAAGGCUAAGAUAUACGAUGGACUGAAUGAUGAAUCUUAAAAGGUGUACGACUUACUAAAUAUGAAGUGCACACCCUUAAGAGUUAAGUCUGAAGAUGAAUAAUAGAAUAAAACAGAAGAGGAGCUAAAGGUUGGAGGAAAUUAGAGGACAAAUUAGAGUAAUGUGAGAGAAGCAAAGUAGUGA